CGUCACUUAAAAGCCACGCCUCUCCACAGCGCUGCAACUGGAAAAUACACUACUGGCUGAAGGAAUGCGGACUGAUUGCUUUUGAAGUCAGCAAAUCAUGGCUGGCUUCAGACAGGAGGAUGUAGAGCUUUAUUAUGAGAUGGGAGAGGAGCUAGGAAGUGGACAGUUUGCCAUUGUGCGUAAAUGUAAAGAAAAGAGUACGGGAGCAGAAUAUGCUGCCAAGUUUAUCAAGAAAAGGCGGCUGUCGUCCAGCCGAAGGGGUGUGAGCCGAGAAGAAAUUGAGCGAGAGGUGAACAUCCUUCGAGAGAUCCAGCACAGCAACAUCAUCACCCUCCAUGACAUCUUCGAGAACAAAACCGAUGUGAUCCUCAUCCUGGAGCUGGUGUCUGGAGGAGAGCUGUUCGACUUUCUGGCUGAGAAGGAGUCGUUGACUGAAGAGGAGGCCACACAGUUUCUCAAGCAGAUCCUGGAUGGAGUGCACUACCUCCACUCUAAACGCAUAGCACACUUUGACUUGAAGCCUGAGAACAUAAUGCUGCUGGAUAAGAAUGUUCCUAAUCCCAGAAUCAAGUUGAUAGAUUUUGGAAUUGCACAUCAAAUUAAGGAUGGACAUGAAUUUAAAAAUAUCUUUGGAACUCCUGAAUUUGUUGCCCCGGAAAUUGUAAAUUAUGAGCCCCUCGGUCUGGAGGCAGACAUGUGGAGCAUUGGCGUUAUCACAUAUAUACUUUUGAGUGGUGCUUCUCCAUUUCUUGGUGAAACCAAACAAGAAACACUGACCAACAUUUCAGCUGUUAACUAUGACUUUGAUGAAGAGUACUUCAGCAACACAAGUGAGCUUGCCAAGGACUUCAUUCGCCGAUUGUUGGUCAAGGAUCCCAAGAAGAGAAUGACAAUUGACGACAGUCUCCAACACCCCUGGAUCAAGGUGAUUAAGAGGCGAAAUGUGCGGCCAGAGGAGAAUGAGCGCAAGCCGGAGCGUAGGCGUCUGAAGACCACCCGUCUGAAGGAGUAUACCAUUAAAUCCCACUCCAGCAUGCCUCCCAACAACACCUACAUCAACUUUGAGCGCUUCUCCCAGGUGAUGGAGGAAAUAGGCGUGGCCGAGGAUGGCCUGCGAGAGCUGGAGAAGAACCAGCGCUCGUGCAGAGAAGAUGUGGCUGCUUUGCUCUCCAUCUAUGAGGAGAAGGAAGGCUGGUACAAAGAGGAGAACGAGAGCAUCGCCUCAGAUCUGAAUCGGAUCAAACAGGAGCUGCAGAGAGUGCAAGCCCUCCGCAGACAGAGCCAAGAGGAGGCACGGGCCACCAUGCUGUCGGCCAAUGCCCUCAAACGCAAGUUUUGUCGGCUGGAGAAGCGCUACGAAGUGCUGGCUGAGCAGAUGGUCUCUGAGGUGCGCUGGGUGGAAGAGCUGAUGCGAUCGAUUUCUGCUGAAAAUGACGUUCGCAACACCGGCAUGGCAUGAGCUGCUCCGUUCGCUUUCUAAACGCAAUGACUAUAUUCCAUCUUUGCUUUGUGUGUGCAGGGCAGGUGAGGUAGAGUAUUAAGCAGAAUAUUGCAAUAAGCUUCAUGCAUGUCUUUCGGUUAUAUAUGUUUACUCAGGCUCCCAGAUCGAAAGAGCAAGCAACGUUAAAGCAUUUUUUAUAUAAAGGCUGAGUUAGGGUGCGCAUGCGUUAAGAAUGAGCAAUUCGCCUGUUUAUUGCAUUAAGUGAUGCCAGGUUAUUGCAGCUGAUGCCAACGUAUAGCAUUCAACUCACCACAUUUAAAAUAAAUGCUAGAUGAGUCGAUUAAAAAAGGUUUAUGUGAUUUGAAAUUAAGAUGUGCCAGAUCUACUACUUACAGGGAUUAUUUGCCCAAAAGUGAGAGAUGUGUGGUCAUUUACUCAUCCUCAUUUCAUUCCAAACCCACAAGACUCUUUCUUGUGAAGAGUCUAGAAUGUGGAAGGGGACCAGAGACAGCUGUGGUCACCAUUCACUUUCACUGUAUGAAAAGUAGCUGCUUGAACAUUGUGCUUGAACAAAGUUCUUAUUUUGUCUUCCAAAGGGUAAGUAAAUGAUAAAAUCAUUUCCAUUUAAUAAUCAGUUACAAAAAGCACUAAAAGCAAAGCAACUUAAAUUUACAUUGUGAAAAAUGCAAUACACAGUCCUCUAUGAGGAAUGAAAGAAUCCCUAGAUUUAUAGGCUUAUUAACAGGUGUUGUUGUUGACAGUUGCUUAUGAUGUGCUGCAAGUCUGAUGUGAAGCACCGCUUUGCAUAUGCAAAUGAAAUGCUCAUUUUAUGUGUAGAGACUAAGUCUUAAGAAAUUACUUAUCACAUACUAGUUCUAACAGCUUUCUUGAAUUAUCUAUACAUAUACUGUAUCUAGUACUCUGCUUGAUUUAAAUUCAGUAAGCUGCUUCUGUCUUGAAAUAUGACAUUUUAUGCUUUUCUUUUACUCAAAAGAAACUUCAAACAUUCCAUUUUUCUUGCAUGACAUUCCACAUGACAUUCCAUGUGGAGAUGAAUGUUAGUAACUCAUAGGAAAUAGUUGCAUGCUCGUUUGUUAAGUCAUACCAUUGCUCAUAUCUGUCAGUUUACAGAACUGUACUCUCCCAUUAUUUGUUUUAUUUACAACAAACUUGUAUAUACAUUAAAAGGUCCAUUAAAUUAAAAGAACUGUAGAGAAAUACAAUUGCAGUGUCUUUAUUUG
Molecule: messenger RNA, 2682 nt
Organism: Xyrauchen texanus (razorback sucker)
Lineage: Eukaryota; Metazoa; Chordata; Actinopteri; Cypriniformes; Catostomidae
Product: death-associated protein kinase 3-like
Exons: 9
Coding region: 98-1459 (453 amino acids)
Biological process (GO): intracellular signal transduction; protein phosphorylation; positive regulation of apoptotic process
Cellular component (GO): nucleus; cytoplasm
Molecular function (GO): protein serine/threonine kinase activity; ATP binding
Source: RefSeq, a predicted model, not a curated record